AUGACUUCGGAUGAGAAGAUCCCAAUCGAGCCAAUUCUCGAUACUCUCAAUGAAGACCAGCGCAGAGCAGUGACUGCUUGCACAUCUACACCGUUGCAGAUCAAGGCAGGGCCUGGAACAGGCAAAACCAAGGUUUUGGUUGCCCGUGUCGCAUAUUUGCUCUUGAAGCAUCGCAUUCCUCCUCAAAACAUCAUCGUGACGACCUUCACCAAGAAAGCUGCCAAGGAAAUGAUCGAAAGACUUGACAAGCUACUACAGGGCUCGGGAAUCCCCACUACGAAGCUUCUUAUUGGAACAUUCCACAGUAUCAGUUAUCGCAUCAUCCAAAAGUAUGGCGCUGCAGAAGGACUCACAGGAUUCACAGUGGCCACGGAGAAAGACGCCGCUCAAGUACUCGAGAACGUUCUAGACAGCGACAUUUCUGACAAAGACUGGGCCUUAAUACAAUCUUUGCCAGAUGCGGCUUUGGCGCCAUUUGUUGCAGGAGCCGUUGACAGUGAUGGUUCCGGAGAUACUGAUAGUGGAACACGACCUAAGCUCGACAAGAAAAAGAUUUUGAGACAGAUAUCGAAGCUCAAAGCGCAUGCAAUCUUUGCCGACGAGUAUGCCAAGCAAAGGGAUGCCAUGUUCUUGCUUUCUCUCAUCUAUAGCCUGUAUCAGCGCCGGUUGUUUGAAAACAGACUCCUCGACUUCGACGAUUGUCUACUCUACUGCCACAAAAUCAUUUCCAGACGCCCGGUUUUGAGUUUCGUGCAACACACUCUAGUGGACGAAUUCCAGGACACAAAUGAAAUCCAGCUCCAAUUGAUGUUUGAGUUCGCAAAGGUCAAGAAGGUUGAAUCCGAAACAAAAUGCAGUGUGACAAUUGUCGGUGACCUGGAUCAGAGUAUCUACGCAUUUCGGGAUGCUCAGGUCGGAAAUUUCGAGAAAAUGCUGGAUCAUUUCUCUCGAAUCCACUCAUUACAAUGCUUGGUCGUAACUUUGUCUCAAAACUAUAGAUCAACCUCCGAUAUUCUAGCCUUUUCAGAACAUGUCAUGCGCCAGCAAAUGAAAAGAACACAAAAGAAUCUAGUUUCACAAUUGCAAAGCUCUCUCAAACCGGUAAGGGCCACGUUGGAGUCGCUGGAUGAAGAAGCUCGUUGGGUUGCAUAUCACAUAACUCAUCUUGUAUCGCUACCGCAAAGUCCCUUUGAACAUUCGGAUAUAGCGGUCUUGGUCAGGUCUGCCUAUCAGACUAGAGUGUUGGAGAGCGAAUUUGUGAAGCAUAGAGUGCCCUAUACAAUUGUCAAAGGCAGGGCAUUUUGGGAAAGAAAAGAAGUCUUAGCAAUGGUUGAUUAUCUUCGCUGCGUCGCUAAUGAAAAUGAUCAACUAGCUUUCUUAAGGUGUAUCAAUUACCCAAAAAGAGGUUUCGGACCAGUAGCCAUCGCAGAGAUCGAGAAACUAUUUUCUCAGACAGCAAAACCAAGCACCGAUAUCCGCGAACAAAUCAGAUUGAAACUGAGUGAUUCUCCACAACUGAAUGCUUCUCUGGCUCUACAGACGUUGCGCUCUGUUUCUAGGAAAGAGCUCAAGUCUAGUUUCGGGGCAAAGCUAUUGGAGUCUCUCAAUAAAUUUAUCGCUGUCAUUGAUGGAACCCGGAAAUUAAUCAAAGAAGCGCUGAACGGUACAGAAUCAAACCCAGAGGCAUUGGCCGCUGCUUUUGAUUAUUUGUACGAAACCUCAGGAUUGAAACGAGAGUUGGGUGAUGACGAGAACAAGCGGCUCAACAUAGAGGAAGUCAAGGCUCAAUUGAUUCUGUUUGAGAAACCAUCGCAAGAGGAUAGCCUACCGGACUUUGCAGAACACCAGUUUGAGAUUCCAGAUAUUGAAGUAAUUGGCGAUUCUGAGGGAGAAGAUGAAGUGAUCGAAUUGCUGAAUCUCUCGGGAGAACAAACAAAAGGUGAGACAAAUGACGCUUUUGAGUUCCUUCGAUCGUUUCUCAGCCUGGUUGUUUUGUACGAGACAGAGAAUUCUUCGAAAGACCAUAUAAACCACCCCAAAGUGUCGAUCUCUACAAUUCAUGGAGCGAAAGGUCUCGAAUGGCCAGUGGUGUUUAUUCCUGGACUUGGGGAAGGAUUGCUUCCCGCGUCUUUUGCGCUUGAUGGAACAGAAGACGCCAUAAACGAAGAACGCCGGUGCUUCUACGUAGCCUCAACAAGAGCGAAGACACUCUUGUAUUUGUCUACCUAUACAGAGAAAGCCGGAUCACUGAACUGGGGCCGAAAGCCUGUCGAGAAGCAGUCUCGAUUCCUCACUGGACUAGACCCAAUGUUGGCGCAAAUGCCAUUCGAGAACGAACAAAGUAUGAAAAAGCUUUACACGUUGACAGGAACCAUACCUCCCCAGGACCUCGACUAUGAAAAGCUACAGAAAAAAUAUCUCAGAGAUUAUAAUUUAUAUGUCAAGCAAACCACGGACGAUCAUGACAACCGACCAGGUUUCGUGACAGGAACAGAUAUUUCGAGAUUGACUCUGUUGCAGAAGGCCACCAAAAGUGCCAAGCGCCUAGCGCCCCACGACAAUAAAGCACCAAAAUAUGUCCCGAAACGUGCAACUUGUGCCCCAUUCAAACCAGUUGUCAGGCUAGCGCCAGUGGAAAACCAGAUUCCAACCGCGAAGGCAACAGCACCAACAAAUUGUAUCAACAGCACCACCGCACUGAGCACAACUUCUACAAAUAUACUGCGGGCUCCAGCAUACAUUCCAGCGAGAGCCAAGCACAAACGCAGACUAGGCACCAGAUAG
Messenger RNA from Australozyma saopauloensis, 2784 nucleotides. Its product is annotated as DNA helicase. NCBI's taxonomy places the organism in Eukaryota, Fungi, Ascomycota, Pichiomycetes, Serinales, Metschnikowiaceae. Gene Ontology annotation, cellular component: nucleus. Gene Ontology annotation, molecular function: hydrolase activity; DNA binding; ATP binding. The record is from RefSeq and is a predicted model, not a curated record. Bases 1 to 2784 code for a protein of 927 amino acids. Gene Ontology annotation, biological process: recombinational repair. The transcript has a single exon.